Molecule: messenger RNA, 1122 nt
Organism: Lotus japonicus
Lineage: Eukaryota; Viridiplantae; Streptophyta; Magnoliopsida; Fabales; Fabaceae
Exons: 8
Coding region: 165-677 (170 amino acids)
Cellular component (GO): signal peptidase complex; membrane
Molecular function (GO): serine-type endopeptidase activity
Source: RefSeq, a predicted model, not a curated record
UUCCCUUCAUUUAGGACAAGAAAGGGUCCUGUAGCAAUGGUCAAAGGGGAGAAUAGGAAAUAAAGAAGUUGAAUGCUUGGUGAAGGUGGUAGCAUAGUUGCAGCAACAACACACAGAGAAAGAGUGAUUGAUUUGAAGAAGAAGAAGAAGAAGAAAAAGAAGCAAUGAAUUCUGUCAAAUCUCUUCAGGUCCUCAGCCAGGGUGUUACUCUCGGCAUGAUUGUCACGUCUGCACUAAUAAUUUGGAAGGCGUUGAUGUGCAUCACUGGCAGUGAAUCACCUGUUGUCGUUGUUCUUUCUGAAAGCAUGGAACCGGGGUUCAAGCGGGGGGACAUCUUGUUCUUGCGCAUGAGUAAAGAACCAAUUCGUGCAGGGGAGAUUGCGGUGUUUAAUGUGGAUGGACGUGAGAUUCCAAUUGUUCAUCGUGUAAUCAUGGUACAUGAAAGGGAAGAUAAUGGGGAGGUUGAUGUUCUCACAAAAGGAGAUAACAACAAUGAGGAUGACAGGCUUCUGUAUGCUCAUGGUCAGCUUUGGCUGCAAAGGCACCACAUUAUGGGUAGAGCUGUCGGGUUCUUACCUUAUGUUGGCUGGGUGACAAUUUUUAUGACAGAAAAGCCUAUCAUCAAGUAUAUUCUCAUUGGUGCUUUGGGGUUGCUCAUGAUAACUUCGAAAGAUUAAACGAUGAAACUAAAUCAAUCUGAGGUCUAAACCUCCGAGAGAACUCUGGGCAGAUAUCAUACUUUUCUUGAACUUGAGAGUGUCAUUUUGUACCAUUAACAACAUAAUGUUAAGAAUUAAUGCAAAGUUUCUUGCCUAGUUCCUUUAUACUGUAUUUUGGUGCAGUUUAAGCUUAUGUUGCUAGGUGAGUCAAUCUUGGGAAAUGCCUCCUUGUUCAUACUUCAUAUACCCAUUCCGAAUUGCAAGGUUUUGGCUUCUCACUUUAUGAUGCUUGAGUUCUUGCAUGUCAGAAGGCAAGCAUAUAAUGUAACGCAUGCCAUAACUUCCCUUGCGGUUAAUUACCUAUGUAAUUUGUGGUGGAAUGAUCCGCUCCUGAUGUAGCUAAUGCUCUCUUUGUAGAUGCGGCUUUUUCAUCUUAAUAAAAUAGUAAUGUCAUUAAUGUGUA